Ectocarpus siliculosus is the source of this 1271-nucleotide messenger RNA. Lineage: Eukaryota; Phaeophyceae; Ectocarpales; Ectocarpaceae. The record is from the annotation of a GenBank genome assembly.
CUGGUGCCGGUGCUAGCGCUAGCGCCAUGUCGAACGGGGCGGAUAUCCUGCGAAUGCUGAAGAAGCAGCAGAUAGAGAGCGCGUUGGCUAGGGCGGGGGCGGCGGCGGCGAGCAAGGGGCCUAAGGAGCACAAGUUUUGGGACACACAGCCGAUGAAGAAGCCGGGGGAGGAGCCGGAAGAGCCAGGGGAGAUCGAGACCAAAACCAUCGACGACGUCAAGCCCGAGCCGUACAAUAUGCCUCCUGGGUUCGAGUGGUGCCAUGUUGACGUCAUGGAUGCCGCCGAAGCGGAGGAGGUUUACACCCUCCUGUCGGAGAACUACGUGGAGGAUGACGACAACAUGUUCCGGUUCGACUACUCGAAGGAGUUCCUACGAUGGGCGUUAACGCCCCCUGGGUACUCGGCGGAGCUGCACGUGGGGGUGCGGAGCUCGAAGGGGAAACUGAUGGGUCUCAUCACGGCCGUGCCCACACAGAUGCGGGUGAUGGGCUCUUCGAUCAAGACGGUGGAGAUUAACUUCCUGUGCGUGCACAAGAAGCUCAGGGCCAAGAGGCUGGCGCCGGUGCUCAUCAAGGAGAUCACUCGCCGGGUCAACAGGAUGGGCGUGUGGCAGGCGGUGUAUACGGCGGGGGUUGUUCUUCCGACCCCACUGGCGUGUUGCCGGUAUUACCACCGCUCCCUCAACCCAAAGAAACUCAUCGAGGUGGGCUUCAGCCGUUUGGCGAACCGCAUGACCAUGGCGAGAACAAUGAAGCUGUACAAGCUACCAGACAACACCAACAGCGCCAACGUAUCUGCGAUGCAGCCGGAGGAUGUGCCGUCCGCCCACGCCCUCCUUAGCAAGUACCUGGAGCAGUUCAAGCUGGCACCUCAGCUCAGCGAGGAGGAAUUCGCGCACUGGCUGCUGCCGAGGGAAGGGGUGGUGGACUGCUUCGUGGUGAAGGACAGAAACGGGAAGGUGACGGAUAUGUGCAGCUUCUACCACCUGCCGUCUACGGUGAUUGGGCACGCGAAGCAUCGUACGCUUAACGCGGCGUACUCCUUCUACAACGUCGCCACCACGGUAACGAUGACGGAGCUGAUGCGAGACAGCUUGGUGCUGGCGCGUAACCUUGGCAUGGACGUGUUCAACGCCCUCAACCUGAUGCAGAACCAGGAGUUCUUGCAGACGCUCAAGUUCGGGAUCGGGGAUGGACACCUGCAGUACUACCUGUUCAACUGGCGCUGUAAGGAGAUUACCCCCCAAGAAGUCGGACUGGUAUUGCUAUAG